UGAUUUUAUUUCUUUAUUCUUUUAGCAUAUGCAGAUGACUAUCCAGGCUCUUCAAGAUGAACUUCGGAUCCAGCGGGACCUGAACCAACUGUUCCAGCAGGACAGCAGCUCUAGAACCAGUGAGCCCUUUGUGGCAGAGCUGACAGAGGAAAACUUUCAGCGGCUUCACACAGAGCAUGAGCGCCAGGCGAAGGAACUCUUCCUCCUACGUAAAACCUUAGAAGAGAUGGAACUGCGCAUUGAGACACAGAAACAGACCUUAAAUGCACGCGAUGAGUCCAUCAAAAAGCUGCUGGAGAUGCUGCAGAGUAAAGGUCUGUCAGCAAAAGCCACUGAGGAAGAUCAUGAACGAACAAGACGGUUGGCUGAGGCAGAGAUGCAUGUACACCACUUGGAGAGCCUUCUCGAACAGAAGGAAAAAGAAAACAACAUGCUGAGAGAGGAGAUACAUCGACGGUUUGAAAAUGCUCCUGACUCAGCCAAGACAAAGGCUCUGCAAACUGUUAUUGAGAUGAAGGAUUCAAAAAUUUCUUCCAUGGAGCGUGGCCUCCGGGAUUUGGAAGAGGAGAUUCAGAUGUUGAAGUCAAAUGGAGCUCUGAGCACAGAGGAGCGUGAAGAAGAAAUGAAGCAAAUGGAGGUGUACCGUAGUCAUUCCAAAUUCAUGAAAAAUAAGGUAGAGCAACUGAAGGAAGAGCUAAGUGCCAAAGAGGUUCAAGGGGAGGACCUGAAAAAAAGAGUGGCUGGUCUCCAGGCCGAGAUUGGUCAGGUGAAACAGGAGCUAUCACGCAAAGACACAGAGUUGCUAGCUUUGCAGACAAAGCUGGAGACCCUCACAAAUCAGUUCUCUGACAGCAAGCAGCAUAUUGAAGUUCUGAAAGAGUCUCUUACAGCUAAAGAGCAAAGAGCUGCCAUUCUGCAGACAGAGGUGGAUGCAUUACGCUUACGUCUGGAGGAGAAAGAGACCAUGCUAAAUAAGAAGACAAAGCAGAUUCAGGAGAUUGCAGAGGAGAAAGGCACUCAAGCAGGAGAGAUCCAUGAUCUCAAGGAUAUGUUAGAGGUGAAGGAACGCAAAGUUAACGUUCUUCAGAAGAAGAUUGAAAAUCUUCAAGAGCAGCUAAGAGACAAGGAGAAGCAAAUGAGCAGUUUAAAGGAUCGAGUGAAAUCCUUGCAGGCUGACACCACCAAUACUGACACUGCCUUGACCACGCUGGAAGAAGCACUUGCAGAAAAAGAAAGGACCAUUGAGCGCCUAAAGGAGCAACGGGACAGAGAUGAACGAGAAAAACAGGAAGAGAUUGACACCUACAAAAAAGACAUUAAGGACCUGAAAGAGAAAGUCAGCAUUUUACAAGGAGAUCUCACAGAGAAAGAGUCAUCCUUACUGGAUCUGAAGGAGCAUGCUUCAUCCUUAGCUUCAUCAGGACUGAAGAAAGAUUCAAGGCUUAAGACACUGGAAAUUGCAUUGGAACAGAAAAAGGAAGAAUGUUUGAAAAUGGAAACUCAAUUGAAGAAGGUAAUCUUACUUCAUAUUUACAUAUGCAAGGUAAACAUCCAGUGCUACAUAGAUUGGAUACAUUUACACUGAAAAAAUUGGGUUUGU
Meleagris gallopavo (turkey) is the source of this 1600-nucleotide messenger RNA. The record is from RefSeq and is a predicted model, not a curated record. NCBI's taxonomy places the organism in Eukaryota, Metazoa, Chordata, Aves, Galliformes, Phasianidae.